Molecule: messenger RNA, 522 nt
Organism: Plasmopara halstedii
Lineage: Eukaryota; Oomycota; Peronosporomycetes; Peronosporales; Peronosporaceae
Exons: 2
Coding region: 1-522 (173 amino acids)
Source: RefSeq, a predicted model, not a curated record
AUGCGGCGCGUGGCCGUCUUAUCGCACGUUAAAGAAAGCACGGCGCCGCCUAGUCAAAGCAGCAGUGGCAGACAACGCGUUGCAUGGCAAGGCGGAAAGAUUGUGUCAAACAAGGAGGAGGCGAUUCGAAAGUUUUAUCAGCGAAAAUUACGCGCAGGCGAUCAACUUACGGCUCAGCAAAUCGAAACGUUGCAGACGCUUAGCGUCAAGAUAGAAUCGGAUGCAGCACACAAACAACAGAAGAAGGUGUAUGCGACGCAUCGACCACACGCCAAAGUUACUGCCAGUGGGUUUGGAACAGUGCUUAAGACAGGUCGCGUACUUGGACCCAAAAUUGGCUUAAUCAAGAAGAAAACGGGGAAAUUGCCGUAUACGAAGCUACAGGCUAGUAAGAUGGUUGCUAAUAAUCUGCAAAAGCGAGCGGUGAGCCGAUUUGUCUCGCUGGAAGAUAAGCUGGAUCUACCGCUGGAUGCUUUAGUCAACGGCAAAAAUAAACGUGGCAGUAAUAUGAAGCGAAAGUGA